This is a messenger RNA of Neodiprion virginianus, 4015 nucleotides long. Its product is annotated as protein lin-54 homolog. NCBI's taxonomy places the organism in Eukaryota, Metazoa, Arthropoda, Insecta, Hymenoptera, Diprionidae. Gene Ontology annotation, biological process: regulation of DNA-templated transcription. Gene Ontology annotation, cellular component: nucleus. Bases 105 to 2603 code for a protein of 832 amino acids. The transcript is spliced from 12 exons. The record is from RefSeq and is a predicted model, not a curated record.
GCGCGUGGUGCAUCUUGGGAUAGUAAUGGUGGGCGCGUGAUUUUGAACAAAUUCGGGAUGCCAGAAAAGUACGCAGCUAAGGAAUAAUAAAUUUUGAGCAGAGUAUGGCUGCAAGUAAUAAAAGCCCAGGGGCAAGAGCCCUUGUUGAACCUCUGGCAUUGGAUUCACGAACGUUGAGCGAUGGAGAUUUCAGCGCUCUAAGUUUGUCGCACAGCUCAGAGCAGUACUCGAACAACGACUUUGAGGCAUUGGCAAGCAUUCAGGCUGAAUUUGAAUGCAUGAACGCCGAAGAGGUAAUGACAACUGACGACGAAACUAUGCUUCUCGAUCGAAGCAUUGAGUCUACAACUACAGCGUCUGACAUUGAGAUGACCGAUCUAUCGGACAACGCUCAGCCUGAACAGAUAACUUACUCAUCAGCAGCUAAUCAGAAUAGUCAAAAUAUUGUAUUCCAAACUAAACCAACCCUACAAAGAGUGCCUGUGUCAGCAAUACAGGUGAAGCCAACUGUGCCACAAGUGUCUCAAAGCCAGUCAAUAAUGAUUGUGUCACCAGCAGGUGGCCAAGGCACAAGCCAAAUACUGAAAAUAUCUCACCCAUCGACAGCAUCGCCUGGUCAGCUACAAUCGCUGGCUCAGACUCUGAUAACGGCCAAGUCUGCAGACGGCAACAUAGUACAGCUGAGAUCGGCACAAGGUUCAAGACCGAUCGUGACAACUAGCCAAUCUGGGACCAUCACUCUGAGCAAUGUACAGAACGUCAAACCUGUUCAGUCGGCCAUAAAAAGACCAGCUCAGUCUGUACAACAAAACAGAAACGUAUACACAAAAAUGAUUCUGACCGGUAAUCAGAGCCAGACAGGUCAACAGGUUUUGCUUGCCAACACCCAACAUGACAAUCAGCAGCCGCAGACUAUCAAGUUUAUCACGAGUAGCGGAGCCAGUCCGAGCAUCGCAAGCCCAACGAAAACUAUAACUUUUGCACAAGCUCAGCAAAUGGGACUUCUCUCCUCCGGGAAGAUACAGCAGAUACUGCCAUCGUCGCCGCACAAACAGCAGGGUAUAAUUGUGAAUAAAUUGGUCACAUCAACUUCAACUCAACCUUCCAAAAUGACAAUUCUCCCAGCUACGACUGUGAAGCCCCCUGCCAAGAUAUUACCAGCCCCUACUUCAAUGACUAGCCACGCCAAGUCAUCAAUAGUCUCCAACUCCCAAACCACAACGUUCUCCAGCACUGGAAAAAAUAUGCCACAGAAUUCACAAAAAGUGAUCAUAAGACAGAGUUCAUUGAAGCCAGGGACCCUACUUGGCAACAGUCAAGUAAUCAGAAUACCCGCCAACCAAAAUAUUGUCAGUGGUCCGAAUCAAGUACAUCAGAUACAAAUGCCUGGCCGACAGGUACAAUAUGUCCGAUUGGUAAGUACACCCUCAUCUGGGACGAGCAACGUGGUAACUGUGGGGAAACCAAAGUCUCAAACAACACUUCAGACUGUAGGAAUGACGCAUAAGCUUGGAACUCAACAGCAAAUUGUCAAGGUAUUACCGUUGAACACGACUAGUCAGCCGUUGAGAACUGUUGUACCGAAAACUACGUUGUCUACGAGCAGUCAAAGGCUGUUGAUUCCUGCAACAGCAGCAGUCAGUGGGCAGUCAAAAAGCGCUGUCGCCAUACCUGCGUCGGCUUUGAAUCAGCUUGCUACGGGUCAGGCUGUUUUGUCUGCGAAUUCUAACGUUGGAAACAUUGUUGUACUUCCAGCGCAGUAUAUUCAACAACAGCAACAAUCAGAAGAGGCUAAGGGAAAAUCUCAGCAAUCGACCCCAAGUUUGCUGACUACUUCUCAAGGUUCUACUGGGAACUUGUCGAUUGGAUCUCUUUCCGAAGGUAAAAGCUCUCAGAGGUCUUCAUCUAGCCUGGAGCCCAACGGCAUACGACCAAGGAAACCAUGCAACUGUACCAAAUCACAAUGUCUCAAACUCUAUUGCGAUUGCUUUGCAAAUGGUGAAUUUUGCCAUAUGUGCAAUUGCAACAACUGUUCUAACAACCUCGAAAACGAAGAGGAACGCCAGCGAGCAAUCAAGUCUUGCUUAGAGCGGAAUCCCAACGCCUUUCGCCCCAAGAUUGGAAAAGGACGUGAAACCGGCGAUGAUAUACGAAGGCAUAAUAAGGGAUGCAAUUGCAAGCGCAGCGGCUGUUUGAAGAACUAUUGCGAGUGCUACGAGGCAAAAAUACCUUGUUCUGCUAACUGCAAAUGUAUGGGUUGUCGUAAUGUGGAAGAACCAAAUUUAGAGAAAAAAUCGUUAAAAGACCUGGCGGAAGCGGCUGAAGUUAGAACAGCCCAGCUUACUCUGAGCAAGACGAAACUGCAGCAACUGUCUGAUAUGGCGUUCAGGCCACCAGCGAUGUCAAAUACAGGAGCGAGGCAACCUUUCAACUUUUUGACCGAUAAAGUCGUUGAGAUUACAUGUCAGUGCUUAAUGGCACAAGCUGAAGAGGCUGAACGCAGCAUGUUAGACGAUGAAACAUCGCAGCGAUUAAUCAUCGAAGAAUUUGGCCGAUGCUUAAAGGAAAUAAUUGAAUCUGCUCAUAAGGCUGAAACUACCUAGCAAUCUUUUGUAUGCUUGGUACAAGCUGCGAAUAUCAGAAUGUUACAAAUGUAUUUAAAUAUUGCUGCAGCAAGAGAGAAAGUUGCCCUGUGGGUACAACAAUACAGCAAAAAAAUAUUGUACAUAUACAUAUAGGUAUAGAAAUCUAUUUCAGGAAAGGGUAUUAAAUACCAAAUUUAUAUGCAUACAUAUAUGUGUGUAUAUAUAUAUAUGUAUGUAUGUAUGUAUAUGUACAGCGCGUCAGUUUAAUUCAACUAUUGCAAUAUUUUUAAACGUGAAAUAUAUACGAAAAAUCUACAAUUUUGAAAUCCGAAAUGUUGGUGUCACGUUCGAACUUGUAUCAACCGAGGGAAAAAAAAACUUGUUAGGGAUUCAAUUAAAGACAACAAAUUGGUCAGUUUUAAGAAGCCAAAACCGCAGAAUAGAUCCAAUCAAUGCUGAGUUGGAGAGAUUGCUUUUAUUUUGAAUACCCCUGAACCAAAACCCUGUCUGUACAACAUUUUUCCGUAUCUCUACUGCUAUUUCUUUUGAAAUAUUGCAUUCAAUUUUGUACUGUGGUUAUAGAUAAUGCACCGAAAAUUGUUCAUUUACAGAAAGAGCGAAUAACCACGCGAAUAACCAUGGCAGACGGAGUACUGAAUGUGAAUAGCACGCAAUUUCAACGCCAGGUUGUCGAUGUAAUUACUUAAAAACUUGCGCGAUCAUUAUGUGAAUCUUUGUUUUGACCACUCCACGCUGUCCACCACAUUUAAAUCUAUAUAUACUGGUAAAUUUGAACUUCGGUAUAUUAUUCCCAGCUUAACGAUGUAAUAAGUGUGUCUGAUUUUCACUUUAUGAAAUGUAUUUGGUAUUUUGUUAACAAUUAUCAAUAUCUUCUGAGUUGCAGAUAUGAUAGCAUUCAAUUUUACAGAACAUACUGUAAAUUUUAGAUUAUACAUCCUGAAAACUAUUCAGUGUAAACCAACCGAGAUUACAUUUAAGUAAAAAAUUGAGUAACAAUAAGAAAGGGUAUAAUAAGAAUUGUUGAGCAUUGACAUUUUGUUCGGUUUAUUCCUACUCAUGUGAGUCCCGCUUAUGGACUUGCGAAUCGAAUAAGUGUCACUCUGCUGCGGGAUGAGUAAAAAUGUGCUAUAUUUGCAAAGAUGCCAGAAAAAAUCUGAGUUAUAUAUUUUUAAAAAGCAGCAUUACACUAAGGCAGAAAACAAGUAAACUUAUGGAAUAUAUGAUCAUUAGGGUGUUUGAAAAAAAUUUUUUUUGGAUUUUCAUGGGGGUGCAGGGCUAAAUUGUUAUUUUGUACCACAAAAAAAAGAUUCUCAAAAGGGGCGUGCUGUAGCUCAAGUGCUAGGGUAUCCUAAAUCGGUUUUUGUAAAAAAAAAACAGUGAAAAAUCAAAUUAAAUAAGUUUUAAAUCUA